Messenger RNA from Passer montanus (Eurasian tree sparrow), 758 nucleotides. RefSeq names its product retinol dehydrogenase 16-like. NCBI's taxonomy places the organism in Eukaryota, Metazoa, Chordata, Aves, Passeriformes, Passeridae. The coding region runs from base 1 to 558 and encodes 185 amino acids. The transcript is spliced from 4 exons. The record is from RefSeq and is a predicted model, not a curated record.
AUGUUCCGGGCUCAUGUUCCGGGCUCCGGGAAUGUUCCGGGCUCCGGGGUGUUCCGGGGAUGUUCCGGGCUCGGGGAUGUUCCGGGCUCGGGGGUGGUCCCGGGAUGUUCCGGGCUCUUCGGCGGAGGCUACUGCCCCUCCAAGUACGGCGUGGAGGCCUUCUCUGACAGCCUCAGGCUGGAGAUGCGCAACUUCGGGGUGAAGGUCUGUGUGAUCGAGCCGGGCUACUUCAAAACCAUGAUCACCAACGUUGAGAACCUGGAGAAGAAUUUCUAUGCCAGCUGGGAGAAGCUUCCUGCAGAGAUCAAAGCGAGUUACGGGGAGGGUUACUUGAAGGAUUUUGUGGCGACCCUCAAGCUGCUGCAGAAGGGCUACAACACCGACCUGUCCCUGGUCACCAACUGCAUGGAGCACGCUCUGACCAGCCUGCACCCCCGCUCACGCUACUCGGCCGGCUGGGACGCCAAGCUGCUCUACCUGCCCCUCAGCUACCUGCCCUCAGCCCUCAGCGAUGCCCUCUUCUCCUUGUUCUACCCCAAACCUGCUGGGCAAGCCUGAGGUGGGCAUGCAGCUGGCAGCCAGGAGCAGAGGGAGAUGCAAUAACACACGCUGGGAUCAAGAAUUGGCUGCGGCCACGUCCCUGAAUUUGUAGCUGCGUGUAGCUCAGAAUUUGUAGCUUGGAAUUUGUAGCUGUCUGUCCCUCUGUGCCCUGCUCACCGGUGGGUUUGUCCUGAAUAAAGACGCCCUGUCCCCUCCUG